GCCAUCAGCUGGCAGCUGCCAGGAGAGGAGCAGAGAAGGCAUGAAACCCAGAGUGUGGGCUAGAGAAGCGAAGACCAGGAGCUUGCGGGGUGGGGAGCAGGGGAGGAGGUGUUCCGUCAGCCUUGCGACCGGCAACGUCACUGAAGCUGGGGACUCCUGGAGACUAUAAAGCGCGCCUUCAGCGCAGAUCUCAGCUCUCCCGCUGCUGCCUGGGAGCUCCUCCUAGGUAGGACCCAAGCAAGGAGAGUCUCUGGUUCUUUCCUCCCAGCAGAGCCGAAAACUCCCAGGAGUAAGUGAGGCUCCAGCUCUGCAGCCUUUGCCCCAUCACAGCAUCGCAGGGGGCGGUACCAUAACUGCCGGUUACCAAGGUGGUACCCAAAAACAACGUGCCCAGGGGGUGAAGAACUUCAAGAGAGCCGGCUCCUGCUGGCCGCCAGAGUGUGGCAGGUCCCAGGCUGCAGACUAUGGCCAUGGCCUCAGAAAACUGGACCGACGGGACGGUAGGACUGGGGACCCACACAGGGAAUCUGAGCGCCGCGCUGGGGCUCACUGAGUGGCUUGCGCUCCAAGCUGGCAACUUCUCUUCCGCGCUGGGAUUGCCAGCGCCAUCCCAGGCACCUUCCCAGGUCCGGGCCAACCUGACGAACCAGUUCGUACAGCCGUCCUGGCGGAUUGCGCUCUGGUCGCUGGCCUAUGGCUUGGUGGUGGCCGUGGCAGUCUUCGGAAACCUCAUCGUUAUCUGGAUCAUCCUAGCCCACAAGCGCAUGAGAACGGUCACCAACUAUUUCCUGGUAAACCUGGCUUUCUCUGACGCCUCCGUGGCUGCCUUCAACACCUUGGUCAAUUUCAUCUAUGGUCUUCACAGCGAGUGGUACUUUGGCGCCAACUACUGCCGCUUCCAGAACUUCUUUCCCAUCACAGCGGUGUUUGCCAGCAUCUACUCUAUGACAGCCAUUGCAGUGGACAGGUAUAUGGCCAUUAUCGAUCCUUUAAAACCUAGACUAUCUGCCACAGCCACGAAGAUUGUCAUUGGAAGUAUUUGGAUUUUGGCCUUUCUACUUGCCUUCCCACAAUGUCUUUAUUCCAAGAUAAAAGUCAUGCCGGGCCGUACUCUUUGCUAUGUGCAGUGGCCAGAAGGUCCCAAGCAACAUUUCACGUACCACAUCAUUGUUAUCAUCCUGGUGUACUGUUUCCCAUUGCUCAUCAUGGGUGUCACUUACACCAUCGUUGGAAUUACUCUCUGGGGAGGAGAGAUCCCAGGAGACACCUGUGACAAGUACCAUGAGCAGCUGAAGGCUAAGCGAAAGGUUGUAAAAAUGAUGAUUAUUGUGGUGAUAACGUUUGCCAUCUGCUGGCUGCCCUACCACGUGUAUUUCAUUCUCACAGCGAUCUAUCAACAAUUAAACAGGUGGAAAUACAUCCAGCAGGUCUACCUGGCUAGCUUCUGGCUGGCCAUGAGCUCAACCAUGUACAAUCCCAUCAUCUACUGCUGUUUGAACAAACGAUUUCGCGCAGGCUUCAAGAGAGCAUUUCGCUGGUGUCCUUUCAUCCAGGUCUCCAGCUACGAUGAGCUGGAGCUCAAGACCACCAGGUUUCAUCCCACACGGCAGAGCAGUCUAUACACCGUGAGCAGAAUGGAGUCGGUGACUGUGCUGUUUGACCCCAACGAUGGGAACCCAACCAAAUCCAGUCGCAAGAAGAGGGCUGUACCCAGAGACCCCAGUGCUAACGGCUGCUCCCACAGAGAUUCCAAAUCUGCCUCCACCACAUCAAGUUUCAUAAGCUCACCCUAUGCUUCUGUGGAUGAAUAUUCCUAAAUCCUUGUACCGAGGUAAAGGCUGUCGUGAGGCCGCCAUGAGGCCAGCCUAGGUCCCUCAUUCUCCUAACCAUGCCAGGUCCUGUUCUAGGUACUUUGGGGAAGCAGAAGGGCAGUUCUUAGGUAAGGAUACUUAAUCUGAGAAAAGUGGGAUACCAAUGUAACAAAAACUACCAAUAUGUCAGCCAGCACAAGGAAAACUGAGUCUUCAAUUUAUUCUUUAAGAAUCCAAAUGGUCAUAUGCAACAAGUACAGUGUGUGAAUUUGAAAAAUGCCCUAAGUGUCCAGUGUCUGUCAUUUAACAAUGGCGGUGUGCCUUUGUGACAGCAGAAGAGCAGAGGGGUUUUCCAAGAGAUUCAGGAAGCUCUAAAAUGCAGUACUGAGCAAAGGGAAACAUGACCUGCAUAAAACAGAAGCUGUGUGGCUAUAGAGUGGAAAGGACUGACUUCCCCACACAAGGAAUGGAAAAAUCAGCCUCAAAGAGUAGGAAAAUAUGGAAGUCUUUGCUCAAGAAAAUUCAUCUUAUAGAAUGAAAAUUUUCAGAAAUUCCCUCCAAGACAUUUAGCAAAAAGGGAGAGAGACUCAAAUUAUUGCCCAAACACAACAUGUCUUUCUCUCAAUUAUUUUUCCCAAGGAAAUAAUUUCAAAAGGAAAAGGAAUCGUCAUCUGAUUUUGACCACGAGGUGUUUUGAGUGCUAAACUAAGUUUCAGUCAAAUUUGGGCCUUUAAACAACAAAGAAAAUUCUUACCAUCUUCUUUAUUUUAUUUCUCACGCUUUUUUAAGAAUUAAGUAGAUUGUAAAACAUUAAAGGUAGCUUCUAAUGCAAAAGGAGAGAUUCACUUGCUUAAUUUGGGUAACAUGUUAAUAGAACUUAGAAGUUAUCAAGCCAGACACUAGCAUCUCCAAGUCCCCAAGCCAGCUGCUUCCCACUGCCAUCCAAAGGAAAAGUUGAAGUCAUGAACUUUAUUGGUUAUGUCAUGGCAACCUCCCCUUCUUUCCUCACUGGGGGAAAAAAAGCCACUGGGGAAGUAUCGCAGUAUGUUUCAAGUGUAAGCUGAGUUACCAAAGGACAAAUUGAAAAAUAUUAAUAUCUGUACUGAUAAAUCAGAGAAGACAUAGUAGUACAUAAGUAGCUGGCUAGAAAAGGAAGUUGCAUAGUUCUCUGGAGACAUAAGCUACAGAUGAGGAAGAAGACAGCACACACCCUUCCAGGCACAAAACUCUGAUUGUCUGUACUUAGAUAAGGGAAAGUCCCUCCAGAAAGCAAUGAAUUAGUGAUACUCAUGUCUGUGUGUCUGUCUGUGUGUGUGUAUGUAUGCCUCCCUAAAGCUUGUCUGACUUAUCUAAUGUACAUUAGUACUUCUUCCCCCCUAUAACUGCUUCCCUUAUUGAUUUAUGCUUGGAAUACAUUGUGAUGUUACGUCCUUUCAAGUUAGGGGAUCUGACACAUGAAGGCACAUUGAAAAAGCCCAGAACAAAAUAAGAAGCAUCUGGAAAUGUAGACCAUGUCUUCCAGACUAAAUCUUUUACAAGUCGUCUUUCCUUACGUUACCACAACUGUUGAUUCUGUGCACAAAAUGACAAGCCUUCUGGGAAUGAGAUUUGUCCCACAAACUUGUCUUUUCCAACAUUCAAGCAGGUUUUAUUAACUAUCUGUCUAAAGUACUUGCCUCUAACACUUUUUUUUAUUUUGCAUACUCUGUCAAUAGGGAUAUUUCUGAAGAGUAGGGCAGAGGCAAUUACCUGAUAGUAAAUCAUAGUGGAUUAACACAGCAUUUGACUCCCACCCUUCUUUUCCCAUUUGAAUCCCAAACCAUAAAUACCCAAUUCUUAUACAAUUUCAAUUCUCUAAAGUACCAAAUUAUAUAUGUUUGAGUUUACUUUAAUAACUCCAAUAAAUGAGCAGACAACCAGAUACACAUAUGAGUGUGCAGAGAAACACUAUCAAAAAUGAAUGUAACUGCUUCAAGGAUUGAGUUCAAAAUUAAAACCCAAAAUGCAAAUGGUCACUGCAGGAUUGCCACAAAAAACCCCUCAGUGAUGUCUAUGCAGCACUGUAUGCAUGUUUCCCCUUAGCGAUUGUAUUAAGUAUCUCAUUGUCUGAUAUAGUGUUUUAAAAUGUUUAUUCUUAAAAUAUGUAAGUGCUUGUCAAAUGUAAAAUCAUUAUGAAAACCU
Molecule: messenger RNA, 3992 nt
Organism: Arvicanthis niloticus (Nile rat)
Lineage: Eukaryota; Metazoa; Chordata; Mammalia; Rodentia; Muridae
Gene: Tacr3
Product: tachykinin receptor 3
Biological process (GO): positive regulation of flagellated sperm motility; G protein-coupled receptor signaling pathway
Cellular component (GO): plasma membrane; sperm midpiece
Molecular function (GO): tachykinin receptor activity
Source: RefSeq, a predicted model, not a curated record